AUGACCAAAGAGACUGAGACUCUGGGACUAGUUUUUCAGAGCGAGAACUUCAACUACAACCAAUACACAAACUGCAGCAUGGACUCCUGGUCCUACCCGGACACCCUCGAGCAGAACCACUCCAAACCCAGACUCCACCCUGGGGACGACCUGGCAGCCUUAACCAUGCUGUACGAGCAGUGCAAGAAAGAUCAGAAGAUUGUCGCCUGCAACCGCGGCAAUAACAUCAACAAAAUGAUCGAGAGGUCCCCGGCGAACGCCAAUGAGCUCGUCUCGCUGGACGUGUCCGCCAACGUCCUGGGAUCCAAGCACCACCCCUCCCUGCCCCUCUCCGUGCCCACCACCUCGGACACCUACACCACUCUGACCAGCGUGGUGUCCGACACCUACGACAAACAGGAGCUCAACAUCAUCUUCGACUCCCUGCUGCAGAAGUGGCCCGAGUCCGGUGCUUUUCCCGACCACAGCAGCGAGGCUCUUCCCUACAGCGACACCUUCCCCGAGGACACCUCCAGCCCCGUCUACUCCGGCUCCUACACCGGCUCCCCUGCGCCCGAGAGAUUCAGGAGCGGGUUCCAGUUUUCCCUGGGAGCUCCCUCGGCUUCUGGUUACAAAUCCAACGAGCUGCCCAUGGUCUACCUGAACAAGGGACAGUUCUACCCCAUCACCCUGCAGGGAGUGGACAGCAGCGCUUGCCUCACAUCCACCAAAGUCAAAACGGUCGUGAUGGCUGUGUUUGAGAACGACAAGAGCCCAGAAAUGCAGCUCCGCUUCUGGAAUCACUGGCAUGCCCGGCAACCGACCGUCAAGCAGAGGGUCAUUGACAUUGCGGACUACAAAGAAGUGUUCAGCGGCAUCAGCAACAUAGAGGAGGUGGCUUUCAACGCGCUCUCCUUUGUGUGGAACCCCACUGAAGAAGCCAAGGUUUACAUCGGCAUCAACUCCCUGAGCACGGACUUCUCCUCUCAGAAGGGAGUUAAGGGCCUUCCCCUGAACCUGCAGAUCGACACCUACGACUUCAGCUCGGGAACCAACCAGCUCCUGCACAGAGCCGCCUGCCAGGUCAAGAUCUUCUGUGAUAAGGGUGCAGAGAGGAAGAUGCGCGAUGAGGAUAGGAAGAGGAGCAAGAGGAGAGGAAACGCCAACGGCAAAUCUCAAGUGAGCAGUUCCAUGAGCAGUGAGUGCACCUUCUUCAGGACACUGGACGACCACGUCACCCAGCCGGUUCUCUUCAUCCCAGAAGCACACCUCUCCAGUUUACAGCGCAUGGCCAUUCCCACGGACGAGAAUGAUAGGAGUUCUAUGAAGAGGCUGUACCCGGACAGAGAGCAGGGCAGCCCUCCACCCAGCAAGCAGGCCCGCAAGGAGGACCCUCAGAGAGUUCUGUUGUACGUGAGGGCAGGAGAGGAGGAGGUGUUUGAUGCCCUCAUGCUCAGCUCGCCCACAGUGUCGGGCCUACAAGAAGCUAUCUCAGAAAAGUAUGGCGUGCAAAGAGACAGCAUUGGCAAAAUCUACAAAAAAUGCAAGAGAGGGAUUUACGUCAACAUGGACGACAACAUCAUCGAACACUACACCAACCAGUCGGCCUUUCUCAUCGAGAUGUCGGAGGUGGUGUCCGGUCAGCUCCAGAUCACCCUCGUCGAAGUAUGA
Limanda limanda (common dab) is the source of this 1650-nucleotide messenger RNA. It is a transcript of the gene grhl3, whose product is annotated as grainyhead-like transcription factor 3. Bases 1 to 1650 code for a protein of 549 amino acids. NCBI's taxonomy places the organism in Eukaryota, Metazoa, Chordata, Actinopteri, Pleuronectiformes, Pleuronectidae. Gene Ontology annotation, cellular component: nucleus. Gene Ontology annotation, biological process: regulation of transcription by RNA polymerase II. The record is from RefSeq and is a predicted model, not a curated record. Gene Ontology annotation, molecular function: RNA polymerase II cis-regulatory region sequence-specific DNA binding; DNA-binding transcription activator activity, RNA polymerase II-specific. The transcript has 15 exons.